Molecule: messenger RNA, 908 nt
Organism: Anthonomus grandis grandis
Lineage: Eukaryota; Metazoa; Arthropoda; Insecta; Coleoptera; Curculionidae
Product: serine, glycine, tyrosine and glutamine-rich protein-like
Exons: 3
Coding region: 93-836 (247 amino acids)
Source: RefSeq, a predicted model, not a curated record
GAAAAACCGCCCGGUUGGGGACACACUUGGUCUCUCUUCACCGAGAAUCCUGAAAUUCCAAAAAAAAAAAAAUUAAAUUUUGAAAAUCAGUCAUGUGGUCCUCUGCUUUCUUAUUGGUCGUGUUGGUGAUGCUCGCUUUCGUACAGGGUUUACCCAAAGAGAUUAACCAGUAUAGAACUAAGAAUUUAGAGCCCAUUCAUAGCCCGAACCAAAAACUUCUAUCCUUACUACGACAAUACGAAUACGGCAACAACCGGCACGAUCGAGCUAUAGACUCUAUAGGCGGAGGCGGAUUACUGCAAUCCAGAACAAUCGACAAUAUUGGCGGAGGAGGCAUGUUGGCUUCCAGAGGUUUACUUGGAAAUUGGUUCCAGGAAGUGGAUCCUAUUAAUGGUGGAGGUGGAAUGUUAGCAGAUAGAGCCGUAGAUCCCAUUAAUGGAGGAGGAGCACUUAGAAGAGCCAUAGAUUCCAUUGGUGGAGGUGGAAUGUUAGCAGAUAGAGCUAUAGAUCCUAUCAGUGGAGGCGGAGCACUUAGGAGAGCGAUAGAUUCCAUUGGUGGAGGUGGAAUGUUAUCAGCAAGAGCUUUAGACUCUAUUGGUGGUAGUGGAAUUUUAUCUGCUAGAGCCUUGGAUCCUAUUAACGGAGGUGGAAUAUUAUCGGCGAGAGCCCUCGAUUCCAUUGGUGGGGGUGGUAUUUUAGCUUCCAGAGCUCUGGAUAAAAUCGGAGGUGGGAGUUUAUUAAGUAACAGAGCUAUCGAUAGUAUUGGGGGUGGUGGUAUGUUGAAGAGGGCCAUCGAUAGGAUCGGAGGUGCUGGACUUUUACAAGAAAAGAAAUGAUGAUGAUGAUUUAAUUGAUUGUUUUCUGUUUUUUCGUUUUGGGUUUAUGAAAUAAAUAUUUCAAGGUAAAAA